Messenger RNA from Perca flavescens (yellow perch), 480 nucleotides. RefSeq names its product endothelin-2. Gene Ontology annotation, cellular component: extracellular region. Gene Ontology annotation, biological process: intracellular calcium ion homeostasis; regulation of vasoconstriction; regulation of systemic arterial blood pressure by endothelin. Bases 1 to 480 code for a protein of 159 amino acids. The record is from RefSeq and is a predicted model, not a curated record. The transcript is spliced from 5 exons. Gene Ontology annotation, molecular function: hormone activity; endothelin B receptor binding. Lineage: Eukaryota; Metazoa; Chordata; Actinopteri; Perciformes; Percidae.
AUGUCUACUCACACCAGCGUUCUUCUUCUCAUCACUCUUUGGGCUUCCAUAGAGGAUGGUUUAAGUCUUCCGGUGAUGAAACAGCCAGAAGUGGCGGCUGGUGACUGGGUCCCAGCACAGAGAGUGAGGACCAAGCGCUGCGCAUGCAGCAACCUGUUGGACUCUGAAUGCCACUACUUCUGCCACAUAGAUAUCAUCUGGAUCAACACACCCAGUAAGACAAUAGUUUAUGGGCUAGGCAGCGCUUUGUCCCGACGCAGAAGGUCCACUGGCCGCUGCAGCUGUGCCAACCGUGACGAUCAAACCUGUACCAACUUCUGCCAUUACAGUCCUGAAUUCAUGUCAUCAAAGAGAUCUGCAAAGAGACAUCAACUCAGCUUGCUCGGCACCCUAAGAGCUGCAGCCAGCAGUUCCAAGAGAGCUCAGGAUUCAGCUGAUUCAGACAGAGAUGAAUCCUCUCAGAGGAAGAGCACUCGCUGA